Messenger RNA from Phytophthora infestans T30-4, 688 nucleotides. RefSeq names its product secreted RxLR effector peptide protein, putative. Lineage: Eukaryota; Oomycota; Peronosporomycetes; Peronosporales; Peronosporaceae. The record is from RefSeq and is a predicted model, not a curated record. The annotation marks the transcript as partial. The transcript has a single exon.
AUGCGCCACCACCAACGUGCGGCGCUGAUAUUAAUUGCUCUUGCUUGCCUUCUCGCCAUGUCUGCGGCAGUAAUUGACGAUCAGCGAUUCGCUCUUAAUGGGAGGACACUACGCACGUCAAUGACGUCUGACGACGAGAAGGAUGACGAUGACAGAAUGGUCGACCUUUCUGGCUUGGGCCAGAGCGCGAAAUUAACCGAGUUGGGGGCAUUGAAAGACAUAAAGAUGAAGCCGAUUGCCGCCUUGACACUGUCGAAGCUUGAUGAGGCGGGCGACGACCUAUUCACGAGUCCGAAAUUCAAAACGUGGGUGAACUACGUAGCCUCCGUCGCGGAGAAACACUCGACGACAACAAUGAUGUCGAAGUUGACAGCUCAAUACAGCGACGGGUCUCUGAUUAGAAUGCUCGAAGCAGCGAAGAAGGUGGAGGGGGCGAAUGAGAUCGCACUGAGAUUGCAGCAAAGACAGGUGAGGACAUGGAUUAAAGCAGAAAAAACCGCAGACGAUAUUUUUGAGCUCCUCAAGUUGGACGAAGGGAUCGAGAAACUUCUUACCAACUCGAAUUUGGGCACAUAUGUCAGCUACAUGAAUCUAUUUAACAAGUACAGUCCUGGAAAAGAAACGACAUUGGUGAACACGUUCGUGACUUACUACGGAGACGAAGCGGUGGCGAAGACGAUCGAGGCGG